Cylicostephanus goldi is the source of this 696-nucleotide messenger RNA. NCBI's taxonomy places the organism in Eukaryota, Metazoa, Nematoda, Chromadorea, Rhabditida, Strongylidae. The record is from the annotation of a GenBank genome assembly.
GAGGAACAAAGAGCCUUCGCAGCUAAAAUUGAGCAAGUGAAGGAGUCAUUAAAGUACCAGUCCAGCAUGGAAAACAACGGCAAUGCCGUUCCACUUCAAGAAAUUGUCCUUUCUCCAUCACAACAGUUGACUGUACCGACACCGAAACCAAGUUAUCCACAAGCUUUCACGAGAGUAGCAUCAAUCCCCCUAGCUCAACAAGCAGCUGAAGCUGCCAUGAACUCACAGGCGACGUUACCAACCCCUCAGAUUACGUUACCACCAUACUUCAUCGCUCCACCGCCUGGGUAUAAAGGGCCGCUACCACCACCACCUCCACCGCCACCUUUGAUUCCUCGAAUUCAAGGCGAGGAUCUUAGAAGAGCACCCCUGGUGAACACCGCAGUGCCAUUGUUCAAGGUGGACAGCUCAUCACCUCAAACGGCCAAUACACCUUAUUACCCUCCCACCAUCAGUGCUGAGACUUUAGCUCCGGUUAUCAUUUCACCCACAACGUCUACCCUACCUUCUACGACUACAAAGCAAGCGCUACCACAAGGACCCGAUAAAACUGGUUUUGAAAGGGGUCGAUCGGAGGUUAAGACGUCGUUUUUCGAGGAUUCCGGUCUGAUGGUCCAAGCGCUUCCAUCUGCUCCUGUAAAUCCACCAUCGAGUUUUGGUCCACCUGGCGGCGGAGGAGCAGGAUUUGGAGGUUAG